AUGUCUUCCUCCGUCUGCCGCCGUCUCCACGGCCUAUUUGCCACCGCCGCCAAACCCACCUCACUCCCCAAAACCCCCCAACCCACGACCACAACCACCUCUCUCCACGGCCUAUUUGCCUCCGCCCAAACCACCACCAAAACCACCUCAAUCCCAAAAACCCCCAAACGCACCACCACCACCUCUCGCCAAAAGCAUGGCAAACCCACCAUCGCCACCUCUCUCCAAAAAAAUAGCAAACCCACCACCACCACCACCGCUAAAACUACCAAUAACAAAACCCUCUUAGCCCUCGUCGCCAAAUUCAAGAAGUCCUCCGAAUCUAAUCGCUUCCGCCACGGCAGCCACAAGGCCUACCUCAAAACCGUCACCCGCCUCGCCUUGGCAAACGAACACUCCCUAAUCGACGAAAUCCUCCAGCACCAGAAACAGUACCCAAACAUCACCAGCGAAGGCUUCGUCGUCCGCCUCAUCUCCCUAUACGGGAAAUCCGCCAUGUUCGACCACGCCCGCAAGCUGUUCGACGAAAUGCCGCACCUGAAAUGCGAGCGCACUGUGAUGUCGUUCAACGCCCUCCUCUCCGCCUGCGUGUAUUCAAAGAGAUUUGAUAUGAUCAGCGAGCUUUUGAGCGAGUUGCCGGAGAAGUUGUCAAUCAGACCUGACACAGUCUCGUACAACACCGUCACGAAAGCAUUUUGCGAAAUGGGUUCGUUCGAUUCAGCACUUGCGCUCGUAAAUGAGAUGGAAAAGAGUGGGGUGGAGCCUGAUUUGAUUACUUUCAAUACCCUUCUUGAUGCUUUGUAUAAGAAUAAUAUGUUUGAAGAGGCAGAGAAGGCGUGGGGGUUGAUGCGAGAGAAGAAUGUUGUUCCAAAUGGGAGAACAUACAACCCGAAAAUUCGAGCAUUGGUGGCUGGUAAUCGAAUUUCGGAGGCAGUUCAGGUGUUUCAAGAAAUGGGGAGUAAGGGAGUUAAACCAGAUGUGUUCACUUUUAAUGCAUUGAUCAAAGGGUUUUGUGACCAUGGGUAUUUGGAGGAAGCCAGGCAUUGGUAUAAGGAAAUGGGAAAGAAUGAUUGUUACCCGGAUCCAGUGACAUUACGAAUCCUUGGCAACUUUGCUUGCAAAGAGGGUGAGUUUGAGUUCGCUCUGGAGUUGUGCAAGGAGGCUAUAACUCGGCAGUGUAAUACUGGGGUGUCGAUGAUGCAACUUGUGGUAGAUGGAUUGGUUAAGGAGUCAAAGGUAGAAGAAGCAAAGGAGCUUGUGGAGCUUGGCAAGUCAAAAAGUUACUUCCAAUAUAAGCUAGAAAUGCCUUCAGAUGAGUAGCUAAAUUUUUUCUCGUAUGUUACUUAAAUGGAUUUCUGUUGUUUGUUAGAAAUAAUCUUUAGCUUAUUAUGUAACUUGAUUUUCAUCUUGAUUAAUGGUAUGAAAAUUUUCUGCCA
Messenger RNA from Rhododendron vialii, 1436 nucleotides. Its product is annotated as small ribosomal subunit protein mS78 (rPPR3a)-like. The coding region runs from base 1 to 1320 and encodes 439 amino acids. The transcript has a single exon. The record is from RefSeq and is a predicted model, not a curated record. Gene Ontology annotation, molecular function: protein binding. NCBI's taxonomy places the organism in Eukaryota, Viridiplantae, Streptophyta, Magnoliopsida, Ericales, Ericaceae. Gene Ontology annotation, cellular component: chloroplast.